Messenger RNA from Apodemus sylvaticus (European woodmouse), 1599 nucleotides. Its product is annotated as dimethylaniline monooxygenase [N-oxide-forming] 3. The record is from RefSeq and is a predicted model, not a curated record. Gene Ontology annotation, molecular function: N,N-dimethylaniline monooxygenase activity; NADP binding; flavin adenine dinucleotide binding. The transcript has 8 exons. Lineage: Eukaryota; Metazoa; Chordata; Mammalia; Rodentia; Muridae. Bases 1 to 1599 code for a protein of 532 amino acids.
AUGAAGAGAAAGGUGGCCAUCAUUGGAGCUGGUGUCAGUGGUCUAGCUGCCAUCAGGAGCUGUCUGGAGGAGGGCCUGGAGCCCACAUGCUUUGAGAGGAGUGAUGACAUUGGGGGCCUGUGGAAAUUUUCAGAUCAUACAGAAGAGGGCAGGGCCAGCAUUUACCGGUCGGUCUUCACCAACUCUUCCAAAGAGAUGAUGUGUUUUCCAGACUUCCCCUAUCCAGACGACUUUCCCAACUUUAUGCAUAACAGCAAGCUCCAAGAAUACAUCACUUCAUUUGCCACAGAGAAGAACCUCGUAAAAUACAUACAGUUUGAGACACUUGUAACCAGUAUAAAUAAAUGUCCUGAUUUCUCAACUACUGGCAAAUGGGAAGUUACCACUGAAAAGAAGGGUAAAAAAGAAACAGCUGUCUUUGAUGCCAUAAUGAUUUGUUCUGGGCAUCAUGUAUAUCCCCAUCUACCAAAAGACUCCUUUCCAGGACUGAACCGUUUUAAAGGCAAAUGCUUCCACAGCAGGGACUAUAAGGAACCAGAAAUAUGGAAAGGAAAACGAGUCCUGGUGAUUGGCCUGGGGAACUCAGGCUGUGACAUUGCUGCAGAACUCAGCCACGUAGCUCAGCAGGUCAUGAUCAGCUCCAGAAGUGGUUCUUGGGUCAUGAGCCGGGUCUGGGACGAUGGCUACCCUUGGGACAUGCUGGUGAUCACACGAUUUCAAACUUUCCUCAAGAACAACUUACCCUCAGCCAUCUCUGACUGGUGGUACACAAGGCAGAUGAAUGCAAGAUUCAAGCAUGAAAACUACGGCUUGAUGCCUUUAAACGGAACACUCAGGAAAGAGCCCGUGUUCAACGAUGAGCUCCCAGCCCGCAUCCUCUGUGGCACUGUGUCCAUCAAGCCUAAUGUGAAGGAAUUCACGGAGACCUCCGCUGUGUUUGAGGAUGGGACCGUGUUUGAGGCCAUUGACUGUGUCAUCUUCGCCACAGGCUAUGGCUAUGCCUACCCCUUCCUGGAUGACUCCAUCAUCAAAAGCAGAAAUAAUGAGGUCACCUUGUACAAAGGCAUCUUCCCUCCUCACCUAGAAAAACCAACCAUGGCAGUGAUCGGCCUUGUCCAGUCCCUCGGUGCUGCCAUCCCCACAACUGACCUGCAGGCACGCUGGGCAGCACAAGUAAUAAAAGGAACUUGCAUUUUGCCUUCUGUAAGCGACAUGAUGGAUGAUAUUGAUGAGAAAAUGGGGAAAAAGCUCAAAUGGUUUGGCAAUAGCACCACCAUCCAGACAGAUUACAUCGUUUAUAUGGAUGAACUGGCCUCCUUCAUUGGAGCAAAGCCCAAUAUCCUAUGGCUGUUUCUCAAGGAUCCCAGGUUGGCCAUAGAAGUGUUCUUCGGCCCUUGUAGCCCCUACCAGUUCCGGCUGGUAGGCCCAGGGAAGUGGUCGGGAGCCAGGAAUGCCAUCCUAACGCAGUGGGACCGGUCCCUGAAGCCCAUGAAGACACGUGUCGUUGGUGGCGUUCAGAAGCCUUGCUUGUAUUCCCAUCUGCUCAGGCUCCUGGCUGUCCCCGUCCUGCUCAUUGCUUUGUUCCUUGUGCUGAUCUGA